AUGCAAGCAACAAAGCUGGAAAGGAAGGAUCUUAGUUUGGUUGGUGCAAGUAGGACAGAUAAGGGAGUACAUGCUUGGGGUCAGGUUGCACACUUUGUCACACCUUUCAACUAUGACAGCAUAGAUAGCAUUCAUGCAGCUCUCAAUGGUCUUCUUCCUUCUGAUAUUCGACGUCACUAUGCUUACCAUAGUGCUCAUAAGCUAAACCCCGCUGCUAUGAAAGAAGCUGCAAAGUAUUUUAUUGGAAAGCAUGAUUUCUCUGCUUUUGCCAAUGCCUCCCAGAAAGAACGAGUGCGAGAUCCAGUAAAGAAUAUAUUCCGUUUUGAUGUCAUUGAAAUGGGGGCUCUUUUACAACUAGAAGUUGAAGGCUCGGGUUUCUUAUAUCGACAAGUCCGGAACAUGGUCUCUCUGCUGCUUCAAAUUGGAAGGGAAGCACUUCCUCCUUAUAUUGUUCCCAUGAUAUUGGCAACACGAGAUCGCAGGGAACUUGCUAAAUAUGCCAUGUUUGCUCCACCUCAGGGGCUUAGUCUUGUGACAGUCAAGUAUAACGAGGAGCAUCUAAGGCUUCCAUCUGGUUGCUCCACGAACAGUUUUGGUAGGCAUUAUACCAUAGGCUCAUGUAAGCUUCCAUUCUACUAA
Molecule: messenger RNA, 639 nt
Organism: Prunus armeniaca (apricot)
Lineage: Eukaryota; Viridiplantae; Streptophyta; Magnoliopsida; Rosales; Rosaceae
Source: the annotation of a GenBank genome assembly